AAAGGAUAGCUUAAUAAAUUCUAAAACUAUUUCACUUGUACACGUAAUAUGGAAACAUCACAAUUAUACAUUAUUCAGUUUACAAAUAAAAAUCAUAACAGAUCCCCACGUAAUUUAAAAUAAUAAUAAUAACACUUUCUAGUUUUAUUCAUUUAAUGCUUCAAAAUUCCAACGUUUGAUUUUUUUCAUCCAAAUUAGCUAUUAAUCUUAUAUUCGCGGGUAAAUGUCUAGAAUUACGUUUUCCUGUGGGCAAGUGCAAUCAUGGCAAUGUCGUCUCGAGAAACAGACCAAGAGUGAUAGGAAAUAAUACAUUUUGGAGCGAAUGUUUAUUCAGAUCAACUAAAUACUGACCACGUUAAAACUAUCAGUGAAAGCUACGAAAAAUGACCCGAUGAGCUUUGUAUGGGUCUGACAGAUAGCCACGCCCACCAUGUAUCUAAUGUAACCGUGCCAAUAAAAUAACCAGUUCCACGAAAGGCUGUAAAUACCUAUGUGUAUACGAUAUGCUAAUAAUACCUGGGACGUUUAAACUUCCCGAUCUUAUGGAGGAAAUACCACCUAUAUACAUACCAUAUUUUGUCAGACAUCAAGAUGGCCCAUUCCAAUAAGUCAAUGGAGUUAACAGAAGAUGUGUUUAAUUUCAUCAGAUUGUCUUGUUUGUUGGAUUUCGCCAAACUUCCGCUUAUUUAUCUACUGGAAAUCGACGAACCUCUCGGAGGUCUCAUAGAACGGAAACGAAAGGCUUUGGAUACACUAGUGAGGCAAAAACACAUAUACCAAGACGAAAAUAAAAUUUUAAAAGAAAUCGAAGGUCCAGCAAACCCUGACAAAUUGGACGUUCGUUUACUCUGUGUGUUAGUAAGAAAUAUAAGCAAUGUCCGCUCUCCGAGAAAUGGUUGGUUCAAGAAAAACCUGGAAGCAGACGAUAAAAGCACUGGAGCAGACGUCAUUCGAAUCGGGGACAUUAGAAAUGACUGUCAUCACUUGCCAUCUUCCACAAAAAUAACUAGGGAAAAGUUCGAUGCUAUCUAUCCCAAACUCAAAGAGAUUCUGUGGAGAAUGGUGCAAGGGACUCCCAAUGAAAAAGUGUACCAGUCGUUGGUGGCCGGCCUUGAUGAUCCAGACUUUGCAACAUCACAAUGUGCACAGAGACUUUCUAUGGAUAGAGUCAUCAAAAAAUGGACAUUGAACACCAGACAGAAUAGCAUCGAGCCAGAGGGCGAAGUACAGAGUUCGGACAUAGAUUCCGAUACUUUCUUGAAAGCCGCAAUUGCCAACGACAUUCAAAGGAUUCAAGAAUUGAUAAAUUUUCAAAGCAAGGAAAUUGUGCUAGAGGGAAUUCGAAACGCAGGUUCAAGAGAAAUAUUCAUGAUCUUGGCGGCGAAAUAUGGAGAACUGGGCGUGGAUCACAAAGACCUAGCAAGAGCAUGUAGGUAUGGAUCAAAGGAAAUCGUGGAAAUAAUAUUAAAGAGAUUGGAUACGACGAGAUUAACAAAUCAUACCGAAGGCGAAUCCAUUUUAAAACGAUGUUGCAUACACCAUGCAGCAGUUGGGGGUUAUCAUGACAUAGUGGAAUAUCUCCUCAAAAACAGCAGAGAGAAAACAGACUUGUUAAAGGUAGUAGACAGGGCCAAUAACACAGCCCUGCACUUCGCCUCUAUGCGAGGACACACUGAUGUCAUAAUGACAAUUCUCAAAUCAGGAGACUUUGGGAAGUCUCAGAUAAAUGACUUAAAUGGUAAAGGAUUAACUCCAUUGCACUGUGCUGCAUACUUUGGCAAACUUUCGGCUGUCCAGCUAUUGGUGAAGUGGGGCGCCAACAAAUGUUCCAAGGACUUGCGUGGGAGAAGUGUUCUGCAUUGGUGCACUAUGGGACAGGAGCAGAGUUCACAGUUCUCUUGGUACGAUUCCGAAUUUAAUCUUCUACCAGCAACUUACGGUUCUCAGGAAGAAUACACGAAAAUCAUGGAAAUGAUAAAUGAUUAAGACUCUGCAGGGAAUAUUUCAUAACUUGCUUACACUUUCAUAAAACAAAAAAUAUUAAUAUGACAAUGUUUCAAACAGAUAAUAAUGAUUAUUUUAAGUUCCUAUUUAGGUAAAUGACAAACACCAGGAAUUAACUGUUAGAUCUUCUUUAUUGCAAAUAUUUUUUCAGUAAUAAAUAACUGUCAGUUUUCCCAGCUACACUUUGGAUACAUUAUACCUUGUACACAAUUCAUAAUAUUUGAAAUAUAUAAACACUCUUCAAUACUGUUAAAGCAGAAUACAGUAAAA
Molecule: messenger RNA, 2274 nt
Organism: Ostrea edulis (European flat oyster)
Lineage: Eukaryota; Metazoa; Mollusca; Bivalvia; Ostreida; Ostreidae
Exons: 4
Coding region: 592-1986 (464 amino acids)
Molecular function (GO): protein binding
Source: RefSeq, a predicted model, not a curated record